Molecule: messenger RNA, 1197 nt
Organism: Paraglomus brasilianum
Lineage: Eukaryota; Fungi; Glomeromycota; Glomeromycetes; Paraglomerales; Paraglomeraceae
Source: the annotation of a GenBank genome assembly
AUGUCUGUAGUCUGCAGAGAUUUGCUAUGUUUGCUGAAUAGCGAAAAGAAUUGUGACGUCCUUCUCUGCGUGGGUGAGGAAGGACAUACAAAAGAGUUCAAAGCACAUUCGCUCAUUCUAUGUGCACGUUCGACUUACUUUGCUGCAGCUUUCGGUGAAGAAUGGGUAAAGAAAGAAGAUAACAAGUAUAUUCUCAACAAACCAAAUGUGACUCCUACCACUAUGGAUUUCAUUCUGAGAUAUUUGUACGGUGGCGUGGUCGAUUUUGCCUCUCAACGUGCAUCAGUUGUUUUUGAUGUAUUGAUGGCUACAGACGAGUUGGAAUUAUUGGAGCUAUUGAAUGAUGUACAGCAGUACAUUAUAGAGAAGAAGGAUGAAUUCUUGAGCGAUAAUCCGGUUAAAAUUCUUGGGAAAAUCUGGCUCCACGAAGCUUUUAUUCCUUUACAUGACUUGGACUUACCAGAAGUAUUCAUCUGGCGCAGGCUGCUAGAGUGGGGCAUAGCACAAAAUGUUGAGUUAACUUCGACGAGCGAUAUUAGCAGCUGGACGAAGGAUGAUUUCGUAAACCUAGAAAAGACGUUGCAUCAAUGUCUUCGUCAUAUUAGAUAUCAUAAUUUUCAACCACAAGAAUUUCAUGAUAUCGUCAUGCCGUACAAAAAAUUGUUACCUAAAGAUGUUAGGGACGAUAUCAUUCGCUAUCAUAUGGUUCCAGAAAAGAAUACGUCUCAAUGGAAGCCUCGAACAGGCACGAAAGAUCACAGUAUAAAAAUCGACUCUCUCAUCAUGAAAGAUUUGCAGAUUGACCUAAUUUCCUUGUGGAUCGACACAAACAAAUAUUUUGCGCAUAAGAGAUUUCGAUACGAAUUAUUGCUUCGAGGUACAAGAGAUGGCUUCCAUAAUCCCAAAUUCCAUAAUCUCUGUGAUAACAAGGGGCCGACGCUGAUUGUCUGUAAGCCUAGCUCGGGUAACGCAAUCAUCGGAGGUUACAAUCCUUUGGAUUGGAUUUCCAGCAGCGGAACAUACGGAAACACCGACAGAAGUUUUUUGUUUCAUAUCAAAGAUAUUGAUGACCUCAAUUCCGCAGCACAUACACCGUGUAUUGUCAUACUUCAUAUGGUCCAUGUUUUGGCGGAACAUCAGACUUAUCUGCAAACGGUACUAAUUGGUCAUCAAGCUCUAGUUAUUAUCCCGAUAUAG